UUGUUCUUUAAGCACCUUAAAAUUAAUUCCUAGAUUUUGAUGAAUAUUCUUUAUACUAAUUGGAUUUGCUAGCCACUCAUGUUUUGAUAUUCAAGUAGCUCUUAGGCCCCCAAAAAUAUAUUAAAUCAAUCAGAUUUGGUAGAAUAAUGAAUAGACUAUAUUUCUGUCUUGGAACAUAUAUGUAUUACAUCCAGAAUGUCUUUAUUCCUCCAUGAAAUUAAUGCUCUGUUCCAAAGCUCUACGGGCCCGAUUCCGACUUAGGAAAUGAAGCCUUUCUUACACCACGACUUUCCUACGCACUUCUCAGUAGCUGGUAUUCAGACUUACCUUAUGAAGGUGUGCAACAGCCUUUGCAGGUGUGGUUCCUAAUACAUUUCAUUCAAGCACAUUAUAUUAGGGAGAAUAGUGUACAAUAGUAGGUUAUACCCUUAUCGAUUGCCUGCACUAACCAUUGAACUGUGAUACAGCCAAGUGUUCUGCCAUUUGUUGGGUUGAAACUGUUAUGGCUUGGUCUGCGCUAUGCUACAUAACGAUUUAAUUAGCCUACAUGUUAUAUAUACAGUUGAAGUGGAAGUUUACAUACACCUACAUACAUUUAAACUCAGUUUUUCACAAUUCCUGACAUUUAAUCAUAGUAAAAAUGCCCUGUCUUAGGUCAGUUAGGAUCACCACUUUAUUUUAAGAAUGUGAAAUGUCAGAAUAAGAGUAGAGAGAAUUAUUUCUUUCAGCUUUUAUUUCUUUCAUCACAUUACCAGUGCGUCAGAAGUUUACAUACACUCAAUUAGUACUUGGUAGCAUUGCCUUUAAAUUGUUUAACUUUGAUCAAAUGUUUCGGGUAGCCUUCCACAAGCUUCCCACAAUAAGUUGGGUGAAUUUUGGCCUAUUUCUCCUGAUAGAGCUGGUGUAACUGAGUCAGUUAUGUAAGGCCUCCUUGCUCGCACACUCUUUUUCAGUUCUGCCCACAAAUUGUCUAUAGGAUUGAGGUCAGGGCUUUUGAUGGCCACUCCAAUACCUUGACUUUGUUGUCCUUAAGCCAUUUUGCCACAACUUUGGAAGUAUGCUCGGGUUCAUUGUAUAAUUUGGAAGACCCAUUUGUGACCAAGCUUUAACUUCCUGACUGAUCUCAUGAGAUGUUGCUUCAAUAUAUCCACAUCAUUUUCCUCCCUCCUGAUGUCAUCUAUUUUGUGAAGUGCACCAGUCCCUCCUGCAGCAAAGCACCCCCACAACAUGAUGCUGCCACCCCUGUGCUGCACGGUUGGGAUGGGGUUAUUCGGCUUGCAAGCCUCCCCCUUUUUCCUCCAAGCAUAACAAUGGUCAUUAUGGCUAAACAGUUCCAUUUUUGUUUAAUCAGACCAGAGGAUAUUUCUCAAAAAAGUACAAUCUUUGUCCCCAUGUGCAGUUGCAAACCGUAGUCUGGCUUUUUUAUGGAGGUUUUGGAGCAGUGGCUUUUUCCUUGCUGAGCGGCCUUUCAGGUUACGUCAAUAUAGGACUCGUUUUACUGUGGAUAUAAUACUUUUGUACUUGUUUCCUCCAGCAUCUUCACAAGGUCCUUUGCUGUUGUUCUGGGAUUGAUUUGCACUUUUCACACCAAAGUACGUUUAUCUCUAGGAGACAGAACGCGUCUCCUUCCUGAGCGGUAUGACGGCUGCGUGGUCCCAUGGUUUAUACUUGCGCACUAUUGUUUGUACAGAUGAACGUGGUACCUUCAGGCGUUUGGAAAUUGCUCCCAAGGAUGAAGCAGACUAGUGGAGAUCUACAAUUUUUUUUCUGAGGUCUUGGCUGAUUUUUUUUGACUUUCCCAUGAUGUCAAGCAAAGAGGCACUGAGUAUGAAGGUAGGCCUUGAAAUACAUCCACAGGUACACCUCCAGUUGACUCAAAUGAUGUCAAUUAGCCUAUCAGAAGCUUCUAAAGCCAUGACGUUUUCUGGAAUUUUCCAAGCUGUUUAAAGGCACAUUCAACUUAGUGUAUGUAAUCAUCUGACCCACUGGAAUUGUGAUACGUGAAAUAAGUGAAAUAAUCUGUAAACAAUUGUUGGAAAAAUGACUUGUGUCAUGCACAAAGUAGAUGUCCUAACUGACUUGCCAAUACUAUAGUUUGUUAACAAGACAUUUGUGUAGUGGUUGAAAAACGAGUUUUAAUGACUUGAACCAAAGUGUAGGUAAACUUCCGACUUCAACUGUAUGUAUACACACAAAAGUAUGUGGACACCCCUUCAAAUGAGUGGAUUCGGCUAUUUCAACCUCACCCGUUGCUGGCAGGUGUAUAAAAUCGAGCACACAGCCAUGCAAUCUCCAUAGACAAAUAUUAGCAAUAGAAUGGCCUUACUGAAGAGCUCAGUCACUUUCAACGUGGCAGCGUCAUAGGAUGCCACUUUUCCAACAAGUCAGUUUGUCAAAUUUCUGCCCUGCUAGAGCUGCCCCAGUCAUCUGUAAGUGCUGUUACUGUGAAGUGAAAACGCCCAGGAGCAACAACGGCUCAGCCGCGAAGUGGUAGGCCACACAAGCUCACAGAAUAGGACCGCUGAGUGCUGAAGCGUGUCACGCAUAAAAAUUGUCUUCUGUUGCAACACUCACCGAGUUCCAAACUGCUUCUGGAAGCAACUUCAGCACAAUAACUGUUCGUUGGGAGCUUCAUUAAAUAGGUUUCCAUGGCCGAGCAGCUGCACACAUGCCUAAGAUCACCAUGCACAAUGCCAAUCGUCGGCUGGAGUUGUGUAAAGCUCACCGCCAUUGGACUCUGGAGCAGUGGAAACGUGUUCUCUGGAGUGAUGAAUCAUGCUUCACCAUCUGGCAGUCCGACGGACGCAUCUGGGUUUGGCGGAUGCCAGGAGAACGUUACCUGCCCGAAUGCAUAGUGCCAACUGUAAAGUUUGGUGGUGGAGGAAUAAUGGUCUGGGGCUGUUUUUCAUGGUUCGAUCUAGGUCCCUUAGUUCCAGUGAAAUUAAAUCUUAACGCUAAAUCAUAUAUUGACAUUCUUGUCGAUUCUGUGCUUCCAGCUUUGGGGCAACAGUUUGGGGAAUGCCCUUUCCUGUUUCAGCAUGACAAUGCCACCGUGCACAAAGCGAGGUCCAUACAGAAAUGGUUUGUCAAGAUCGGUGUGGAAGAACUUGACUGGCUUGCACAGAACCGUGACCUCAACCUCAUCGAACACCUUUGGGAUGAAUUGGAACGCUGACUGCGAGUCAGUCCUAAUUGCCCAACAUCAGUGUCUGACCUCACUAAUGCUCUUGUGGCUGAAGGAAAGCAAGUCUCCGUAGCAAUGUUCCAACAUCAAGUGGAAAGCCUUUUCAGAAGAGUGGAAGCUGUUUGUUAUAUCAGCAAAGGGGGGACCAACUCCAUAUUUAUGCCCAUGAUUUUAGAAUUAAAUGUUCAAUGAGCAGGUGUCCACAUGCUUUUGGUCAUGUAGUGUAUAUAAUCAACUGUUACUAAUGAUCCUCAGCAACAACCACAUGGUCAUGACGGCAUUUACAGAGGAAGCAAAUUAAGGUAAACGAAACAAUAUCAUUAAAUUGAAUGAUAAUGUAGGUUAUACCAACUGAAGGGAACUAACAGUAAAUUGGCAAUUGAAUAUGUGUUAUUAGGCCUACUGACGAUCGAUACUAAUAGUGGCUGAUAUUUAACAUGAUAGAAGUAGGAAACUGAGAAAGAUGGGGUAGCCUAUAUUUAAGACAUUUGAGUGAUCAUCCCUGCAAGUCAAAGUCCGUACAAUUUAAAUUCUGCAUAAUUGCACAGCAUUUUAUAAACUUUACAGUAGGACAGUUGAUAUGCAUCAGUUUGCUGCCAUAUGACUGGUUUUACAUUUGUCUCUAGCGACUAUAAGGUAAAAUAUAUCUAAACCGAGCGUCAUUUAUAUUUACAAUUCCCUUAUCCAAACGGAUUACUCAUUUACCUAGCUCUUAAGUUGUAAAUUACAGUCCAAUGUUAUUUCUAAUAAAAAAUUAAGUGGAUGCUUUUUCCAAUUGAAACCUGUAGGUUUGCUAGACCUUAUUCAUGGUUUCCUCAUGUGUAAAAGUGGUGGAAUUAAGUUAAGGUCAGAAUACAGCGUAUCUGUUGACACACCUCCGCCACACCUUCAUUUAUUCAAUCUCCACCCAAAACAAAUAGCAGGUGAAUAGAAUACUAUUCUCAUGCUUAAAUUAAAGGUCAGAAUACGCAUAGAGAGAGGUGCAUAGAAAGGGAAUUAUGUUCCAUUUACACGUGCUUAACUUGGGUUGGAAUCGGGCCCUUGGUGAACAAAUAGGCUGGAUACCUUAGCUGUGUCUUCUAUGUCAUGGGAAUCUCCAGGGUAUUCCGAGCUCUAGAAUUCCAGCUGAAAGUCCAUAGGAUAUGCUUCCAUAAGAUAUCAGGUUUGUUACAAUACAUGCAUCAUUGAAAUAGUCCUGGGCCUAUUCCACUUCACUGGGAAACAUCAUUUUUAUGUCUGGAUGACAAUUUCAAAAAUGUUCUCUUUCCACAGAGUUGUCGAAAUGGAUAUAUUAUGACACAUUCUUCCUAUGUCCUGCUGGUUAAUGAGGAAGCGCCAGGUUUCGAUUGGACCAAGAUGAGGACAAGUUCCUAUAAGGAGGAAAACUCUGUCUAUGGCAUCGGGACGACUAAGGUGUUACCCAAGACUGUGCUGAUCCAGCUCUUGUGGUCCUGUCAUCACAGGAUGAAAAAAGAUGUCUGUGAAAGAUGCAGGUUUUUUGAAGGACCUAAUAUCCAUCUGUUGGGAAGGUUGAAACUUUCACUGAAUCAUUCAGAUGUAAUCUAAUGAUCAGCAGCCGACCUGUGACCCCGAGGAAGAUGCCAUGGAUGUGGGGAUGCACACCUUCAACCACACCCAUAUGAGAAAGGCAUUUCAGCUGAUGAAUGACAUGAGGUGUAAGAAUAUGCUGUGCGACGUUCUGUUGGUGGCGGGAAAUGUAGAGGUGACAGCUCACAAGUUGGUGCUAGCCUCCUGCAGCCCCUACUUCUGUGCCAUGUUCACAGGUAUUAGCCUUCCUACAGUUCGUGGGGACAUGAGUGAGAGCAAAGCCCAGCAGGUGGAGAUCAGGGAUGUGGAUGGCCAAACACUAAAAAAACUGGUGGACUAUAUCUAUACAGCUAUAAUUGAAGUAACGGAGGACAACGUUCAGGUGCUCCUGCCUGCAGCCAGCCUCCUGCAGCUGAUGGACGUGAGGCAGGUGUGCUGCGAGUUCCUGCAGAGCCAGCUGCACCCCACCAACUGUCUGGGCAUUCGAGCCUUCGCCGACCUCCACACCUGCACACAGCUCCUCAACCAGUCCCAUGCCUACUCUGAGCAGCAUUUUUCCGAGGUGAUGCUGGGAGAGGAGUUCAUGGGCCUGUCUCUGCAGCAUGUGUGCGGUCUCAUAUCCAGCGACAAACUCACCGUGUCCACAGAGGAGAAGGUAUUUGAGGCCAUUGUUGCAUGGAUAAAGCACGACAAGGAGGCUCGUCUGGAGCACAUGCCAAAGCUGAUGGAGCACGUUCGUCUGCCACUACUGUCCAGAGAUUACCUAGUACAGAUAGUGGAGAAGGAGGCCAUGAUCAAGAACAACAACUCCUGUAAGGACUUCCUGAUCGAGGCCAUGAAGUACCACCUCCUACCCGCUGACCAACGUCACCUCAUCAAGACCGACCGGACACGCCCACGCACGCCUAUCAGCCUGCCCAAGGUGAUGAUAGUGGUGGGUGGGCAGGCUCCUAAGGCCAUCCGUAGUGUGGAGUGCUAUGACUUCCAGGAGGACCGCUGGUACCAGGUGGCUGACCUGCCGUCCAGACGCUGUCGAGCAGGUGUGGUGUUCAUGGCAGGGAGGGUGUACGCUGUGGGAGGCUUCAACGGCUCGUUGCGAGUCAGGACGGUGGACAUGUACGACGGGAUGAGAGACCAGUGGACCACAGUUCCCAGCAUGCAAGAGCGGCGCAGCACUCUGGGGGCAGCCGUGUUGGGGGACCUGCUCUACGCUGUGGGGGGUUUCGACGGGAGCACAGGCCUGUCGUCAGUGGAGGCCUACAGCUAUAAGACCAACGAGUGGAUGUUUGUUGCUCCCAUGAACACGAGACGCAGUAGUGUCGGAGUGGGAGGGGUGGACGGGAAGCUGUAUGCGGUGGGUGGCUACGACGGGGCGUCACGGCAGUGUCUCAGCACGGUGGAGGAGUACAACCCAGUCAGUAACCAGUGGGGCUACAUGGCUGACAUGAGCACCAGACGCAGCGGAGCAGGUGUUGGGGUGCUAAGUGGGCAGCUGUAUGCAGCAGGGGGUCAUGAUGGGCCCCUGGUGAGGAAGAGUGUGGAGGUGUACGACCCACCUAGUAACACCUGGAGACAGGUGUGUGACAUGAACAUGUGUCGGAGGAACGCUGGUGUGUGUGCUAUAAACGGACUGCUGUAUGUGAUUGGAGGAGACGACGGCUCGUGUAACCUCUCCUCAGUGGAGUAUUACAACCCUGCCACAGACAAGUGGAGCCUCAUCCCCACCAACAUGAGCAACGGCCGAAGCUAUGCAGGUCCCGACGGCAGCAGGACCCCACAGCAACAGGUAGCAAUCAAAGGAAGCCACACAGACGUCUGAUUUCACAGUCAACUCCAUGGAGUAACACUAGCUUGACGGGUGGCUCAGGAGGGAGGGAGACCCCAGCCCGGACAGUGCUCUGCAGAGCUGCUGUCUCAGCCCUGUAACUCUAACUGCAUUCCUUCCAGGCAGAGUGGACCUGAGAGAGACAUUGGCUUCCAUGGUCAAAAUGACCCCAAGACUCAACAAAUCUGCCUGGAUCAGAGUGUCUUAAGACUGGAGGGAGCCUGUUUUCCUACAGCCUCACAGGGGGCCAUUUAGCUACAUUAGUAUAAGGAGGGCCUCACUCCCCUCAGACUCCUUACAACUGAUCAGAGGGGGAAAUACACUGGCCUUGUUUUGAGGGAUUGAUUAAAUGAGCUAUGACCAAGAAGAAGGUUGUUGAUUGGCCUGGGAAACUAGACUGCGGUCAGUCUGCGGUGUGGGACUGUGACUGUGCAGACACACAUUGUGCUAACACGGGCCUCUCAAACCAACAAUGAGCUCUGGCAGUGUUGUAGUACUUGAGUCUGACUCAAGUCACGAUUUUCAUGACUUGUGAUUCGGACUCGGACUCGCCUUCUGGUGACUUGUAUUUGCACUUGGACUGGAUAGGCUACUAUAAUAAGGAGAAUAUUAGCAGCACUGGGUGCGCAGAGCAUCAAGGGUUCUGUUCUCUAGCAGUAGGAAGGACGCGCCACACACAGCCUACAUCAGCUGGUGAGCUGCGGGGGAGCAAGACCGGAAGGCAGGCUACGCCUCCAAUCAUUGGCUGCUACACAUCGCGCAAGCAACUUUCUUGCUUCCCCGUAACCAUCAGUCACUAGCUUACUAUUUAGCUUUGCCUGGUUAAGAAACACAAACUGGUUCAUGAAAUGUAAAACAGAACUAGUGUUGAGUUUAAUAGUAAACAACAUUGUAGCUAUUUGUCUCUCUCUACCCUGAGGAUAGAGAAGUAAGCUGUCUUUGAAUUUGUCGUCUCGCUCUAGCCGCCCACUUUCCCCCCUGCAUCCCAUCGCCAGGGAUGUAUUCAUUACGGAAACUGUUUACUGUUUAAGAACCAGGGGUGUAUUCAUUACGGAAACCAUCUACCGUUUAAGAACCAAACGGAGAAAACGAAACGGGGAGGGAACUACCUGAAUUUGUCCAAUAGAAACUCUUGUUUGCGCUUUCCGUUUGGAGUAAAUAAUUUGGAAAAGUUUUGCAACAGAAUCGGUUUAAUGGUUAUACCCCUGGUUCUGACAAGUCUCCCUUUAGUUUUUAUUCUGCAAUAAAAAACCUACUCAAAUAUCAGUGGGCAGUAGCUGAUAGCCUGACUUAAUUUUUGUAGUAAAUAAGUAGUGAAACACAGGUAUAGAUUAGAACUUGUGAGGUAGUGAUGAUUAGUUAGUGAGUUGGUUUUUUUUCAUGAGGGAGUGGUGAUAUACUGCCAUCUGGUGGCAACUAGAAACAAUUGCUUAAUAAGACCUAUUAUAUAUUGAUGGAUUAGUGACUUGACUCAUGACUUGGACUCGACUCGGACUUCAGCCAUAGGGACUCGUGACUUGACUCGGACUCGAGCACAGGGGACUUGGGACUCGAGGUUUAGUGACUGGACUACUGAUGUAGAAAUGCACUGAUGAUCAGGUCAGUCUCUCUGUUCUCUAUUGGAGACCUAUGGACUGCAGGACUGCGGCACUAUGGUCACUACCAAGGUGAAACCAACAGGCUUUCACUGUCUGCAGCCUGAUUGGGCCCUCCCUUUUUAAUACCACCUGUACUACUGGUCUGAAGAACUCAGCAGGUAGACUGGAGGACCAACCUGGACCAGCAUUCACCAGGAGCCACAUGCCUCAAGUACAAUUUCCAAUUUUAAAUCGAUAUUGUAUUUUUUGGGAUAUUGGAAUUGGCUGCAAUGGGGCACCAUGUUAAUGUAGUGUUUUAAAUGCACUGUAAAGACAACUGCAAAGUGAUAACCAAGAUGCACUCAGUCUUGACUUGGCGCACUCUAUGUGCCAUACUGUUUUCAUAAUGUGUCUGGGGGUUUGUUCACAAACCUUGUCUCUCUCUGAAGGAGAUGUGCCAAAUUGAUGCAAAAACAACGUUAGACAAUGAACACCGUGUCUAAGAAUGAAUGCAUUAUCACCUUUUUGUUUUGUAUUAAGCUAAUUUACUGUAACAUGAGCAAAAGACUACUGUACAACUUCUGGAUCAGGGCCAAUAAUUCUGGUUAACAUUAUUUCAAGCUCAGAACAUCUUUUACCCCUGUUGGGUUAAAUUCCAUUUCAACUCUCAUCAAUUCAAGAAGCGAACAGAAGUUCAAUUCAUUAAUUUAAAAAUCCUCUUUGGAAAUAUAAUUAAGCCACGAUUAAAUGUUCUCUUUUUGAAUAAUAAUGAAUCUCUUGACUUGAAAUGGAAUUGACCCCUACUGUCUUUUUCUACGCCUAGCCUAUACUGUAAUUUUUUCCCACUGAGAUUUUGGUAUUUUAAAUUAUUCUAUAUACUGCACCAUCUGUAGGUUUACUAUGGUUAUGGUUAGCCACCCCAGAGCAAUGUUGAAAUAUGCAGGACAUAGGCAACUUGUAUAAUGUUAAGUAUAUUAAAUAUUUUAUCAAGGUCAGUGAAAUAUUUUCUAAGGUUCAUUGUGGAUAUUAAAUGAUAGUACCACCUUUAGAAUUCUCUUGAGCAUCAGUCCUCUGUUCAGGGAGUGGUUCCAUUUGGGUACAUGGUUACGGUGGUUCCAUUUGGGUACAUGGUUACGAUGGUUCCAUUUGGGUACAUGGUGUCGUGGUAAUUUCCUGUAUUACUCAAUAGAGAGAGAGAGAGAAAGCCAACCACACACAAGUCAGAGUUAAAUUAUAUAUUCCAUCUUUAAUAUAUAUAUAUACAAGCUUCACCAAAGCCCUUUAAUGACUCUCAGAUCAAUUCAGUGUCUAUAAAUGAAUUCUCUGAGAGUGCUUACAAAACAAUUCUUAGUUUCAUUUAUAGCCAAGAUACACCCCUCUCAACUUACAAAGAAUCCUUUACCCGAAAGAGGAGUAUCCUAUCGCUAGACAGCAUCAGCUAUAAAUCAUUGUUCAGUUUGAUCUCCCAAGACAAGGUUUAAAUCUCAUGCUUGAUACUUCCCUGUCUACCAAAACAUUACCUCAUCCAAUGCCAUAUAUCAAUAGUCAUUUCUAGAUACUCCCAAACCUGGACAAACUCAAAAUCAGACAGUGAGCCCCUUAGGUCAAAUACUAGGUCAAGAUAAGGGCAACCUCAGAGGGGACAUACAAUGGUUCCAAACACAGCCAAACUCCUUCCCCCUAUGAGAAAAGUAGGGAGUGACUGGCGUACAGACAUUGUAUGAGAUAACUAACUGGUUUCCCAAUUAAUAACUCCAUCCCAUGGUUUAGGAAUAGUUACAAACAACGUUCCCAUAAGAAACCAACAUUCCACUCUGUCCUCCUCCCCUUCUGAUAUUCUACUUAGCACCACAUGGUUUAACAGAUACAUUGACUUAUGAAGACAAGCCUGACCUCUCCCCUCUCUGGCCCCAAGUUACCAAUCCCUAGCUCAGAAGAUUCUAAUGACAAGUAUCUCACAAGCAUAUGAUGAAAAUAACAUCUUAUCUAUCUAUGUUAUCUAGCUAAAUCUGAUUCUGCCACAACAAUGGUUACGGUGGUUCCAUUUGGGUACAUGAUUACGGUGGUUCCAUUUGGGUACAUGGUUACGGUGGUUCCAUUUGGGUACAUGGUUACGGUGGUUCCAUUUGGGUACAUGGUUACGGUGGUUCCAUUUGGGUACAUGGUUACGAUGGUUCCAUUUGGGUACAUGGUUACGGUGGUCCCAUUUGGGUACAUGGUUACGGUGGUUCCAUUAAUGUACAUGGUUACGAUGGUCCCAUUUGGGUACAUGGUUACGGUGGUUCCAUUAAUGUACAUGGUUACGAUGGUUCCAUGAGGAAACAUGGUUAUGGUGGUUCUAUUUGGAAGCAUGGUUAUUGUGGUUCUAUUUGGAAACAUGGUUAUUGUGGUUCUAUUUGGAAACAUGGUUAUUGUGGUUCUAUUUGGAAACAUGGUUAUUGUGGUUCUAUUUGGGUACAUGGUUGUGGUGGUUCUAUUUGGAAACAUGGUUAUUGUGGUUCUAUUUGGAAACAUGGUUAUUGUGGUUCUAUUUGGAAACAUGGUUAUUGUGGUUCUAUUUGGAAACAUGGUUGUGGUGGUUCUAGUUGGGUACAUGGUUGUGGUGGUUCUAUUUGGAAACAUGGUUAUUGUGGUUCUAUUUGGAAACAUGGUUAUUGUGGUUCUAUUUGGAAACAUGGUAAUGGUGGUUCUAUUUGGGUACAUGGUUGUGGUGGUUCUAUUUGAAAACAUGAUUAUGGUGGUUCUAUUUGGAAACAUGGUAAUGGUGGUUCCAUUUGGAAACAUGGUUACUGUGAUUCUAUGAGGAAACAUGGUUAUUGUGGUUCCAUUUUAAAACAUGGUUAUUGUGGUUCCAUUUGGAAACAUGGUUAUUGUGGUUCCAUUUGGAAACAUGGUUAUUGUGGUUCCAUUUUGAAACAUGGUUAUUGUGGUUCCAUUUGGAAACAUGGUUAUUGUGGUUCCAUUUGGAAACAUGGUUAUUGUGGUUCUAUUUGGAAACAUGGUAAUGGUGGUUCCAUUUGGAAACAUGGUUACUGUGAUUCUAUGAGGAAACAUGGUUAUUGUGGUUCCAUUUGGAAACAUGGUUAUUGUGGUUCUAUUUGGAAACAUGGUAAUGGUGGUUCCAUUUGGAAACAUGGUUACUGUGAUUCUAUGAGGAAACAUGGUUAUUGUGGUUCCAUUUGGAAACAUGGUUAUUGUGGUUCCAUUUGGAAACAUGGUUAUUGUGGUUCCAUUUGGAAACAUGGUUAUUGGGGUUCCAUUUGGAAACAUGGUUAUUGGGGUUCCAUUUGGAAACAUGGUUAUUGUGGUUCCAUUUGGAAACAUGGUUAUUGUGGUUCCAUUUGGAAACAUGGUUGUGGUGGUUCCAUUUGGAAACAUGGUUAUGGUGGUUCCAUUUGGGUACAUGGAUGUGGUGGUUCUAUGAGGAAACAUGGUUAUGGUGGUUCUAUGAGGAAACAUGGUUACUGUGAUUCUAUUUGGAAACAUGGUUAUGGUGGUUCUAUUUGGAAACAUGGUUAUGGUGGUUCUAUGAGGAAACAUGGUUACUGUGAUUCUAUUUGGAAACAUGGUUACUGUGGUUCCAUUUGGGUACAUGGUUAUGGUGGUUUCAUUUUAAUUUCUAGAACAUCUGCCUCUUGUCAUAGAACCAAGAUCCCCUCCAAAUUACCAUGAGCAGUUUUACUUUACACUUUCAAUGCUACUGAAACUAACCUGGCUUUUUAUUAACUUGGACUAUGCAGCUGACUAUGUGAGCCACCAUUGUAAGAUGUGGAUUGGUAGGAGAGGUGUGUGUGUGUGUGUGUGUGUGUGUGUGUGUGACUCAGACUGGGAGUGUAUGAGGAUGACAUCUGUAGUUGUCAGUGACUUUAUUAGUGAACGCCAUCAGCUCAGCAGCCAUGUUUGUGGCCUUGUACAUUACAUUUCAAGCCACUUGUCAUAUGGAAUGUAGGGCUACUUUCUGCAUUGGUGGGAAUAGUAAUACACCAUAUAUUUCUACUAGCUAUCUACAGCAUGUCACUGACAAUCCUAGACUGAGUAGGGUCACAGGGGGAAGAUCUCAAUUGCAUACUCCCUGUCCUCUUUCCUUGUCGCCUUCUCAAAACCCAUUGGAUGAGAAAACCAUAGGACCCUCCCCUCUGACCUUCUCAUCCAAUGGGAUUUGAGGACGCAAGGAGUAUGCAAUUGAGAUCUUCCCAGGGUCCCUCUGGAGAGGUGCAGACAGAGGUCAGAGCUGGACCACUCAGGGACCUGCACUGAGCCUGCAUAACAACACCAGCCUGGGUUUACAGACCAUGGGUAUGCAAAACCCUGUAUGGCCUUACUGUGUCCAUUCCACUCAACCUGUCCUCAUAUAUCUUCAGCUGCUUGGUUUAUGACCAAUAAAAAUGGCCUUGCAUUUUAAGUGGGGGAAGUGUGGCCUUGAAUCAUUGUCUAACAGUGCGGAACAUUAACACGAUACUGUAUGGGAUCUUUAGGAUUCAGUAGGGACUGUGUAUGGUGUUAAUCUUUAUAUACAGUACCAGUCAGAAGUUUGGACACACCUACUCAUUCCAGGGUUUUGCUUUAUUUUUACUAUUUUCUACAUUGUACAAUAAUAGUGAAGACAUCAAAACUAUGAAAUAACACAUGGAAUCAUGUAGUAGUCAGUGUUAAACAAUUCAAAAUAUAUUUUUUGAGAGCUUUCAAAGUAGCCACCCUUUGCCUUGAUGACAGCUUUGCACACUCUUGGCAUUCUCUCAACCAGCUUCAUGAGGAAUGCUUUUCCAACAGUCUUGAUGGAGUUCCCUGCUUUCCCUUCACUCUGCGGUCCAACUCAUCCCAAACCAUCUCAAUUGGGUAGAGGUUGGGUGAUUGUGGAGGCCAGGUCAUCUGAUGCAGCACUCCAUCACUCUAAUUCUUGGUCAAACAGCUCUUACACAGCCUGGAGGUGUGUUGGGUCAUUGUCCUGUUGAAAAACAAAUGAUAGUCCCACUAAGCCCAAACCAGAUGGGAUGGUGUAUCGCUGCAGAAUGCUGUGGUAGCCAUGCCGUUUAAGUGUGCUUUGAAUUCUAAGUAAAUCAGUGUCACCAGCACAGCAAACUGAAAAAGUGUGUGCGAGCAAGGAGACCUACAUACCUGACUCAGUUACACCAGCCCUGUCAGGAGGAAUAGGCCAAAAUUCACCCAACUUAUUGUGGGAAGCUUGUGGAAGGCUACCCGAAACGUUUGACCCAAGUUAAACAAUUUAAAGGCAAUGCUACCAAAUACUAUUUGAGUGUAGUGCAUGUAAACUUCUGACCCACUGGGAAUGUGAUGAAAGAAAUAAAAGCUGAAAUAAAUAAUUCUCUCGACUAUUAUUCUGACAUUUCACAUUCUUAAAAUUAAGAGGUGAUCCUAAAUGACCUAAAACAGGGAAAUCUUACUCGAAGUAGAUGUCAGGAAUUGUGAAAAACUGAGUUUAAAUGUAUUUGGCUAAGGUGUAUGGAAACCUCCGACAUCAACUGUUUAUAUGGAUAUAUAUUUUUUUACAUAGAUGUGGUGUCUGUCUUUUUGUGAAAUAUUCUAUAAUUCGACAAUGAUAUAUUACCAUGAUAAGAGUAUAGCACACUAGCAAGUUGCAAUAUCAAAGCUGGGAUUCAAUCCCAUUGCCGAUUUAGACAAUGCACUCUUUCCGAUUGAGCCAACAUAUGCAGCGUUAACUGUGAAUGUGGUCUCUGCGAACAUUGCCUGCAGAAACAUUGCCUUUAAAACUUGCAUUGCGUGGCCUAAGGUUGUGUGUUCCAGUCCCGCAGGGAUCCUAUGUACACUGAACAAAAAUAUAAACGCAACAUGUAAAGUGUUGGCCCCAUGUUUCAUGAGAUUAAAUAAAAAAUCCCAGAAAUUAUCCAUAUGAACAAAAAGCUAAUUUCUCAUUUUGUUUACAUCCCUGUUAGUUGGCAUUUCUCAUUUGCCAAGAUAAUCCAUCCACCUGACGUGUGGCAUAUCAAGAGGCUGAUUAAAUAGCAUGAUCAUAAUACAGGUGCACCUUGUGCUGGGGACUAAAGGCCACUUUAAAAUGUGCAGUUUUGUCACACAACACAAGGCCACAGAUGUCUUAAGUUUUGAGGGAGCACGCAAUUGGCAUGCUGGCUGCAGGAAUGUCCACCAGAGCUGUUGCCAGAGAAUUGGUGUGCUGAGGAGUACUUCUGCCUUUAAUAAAGCCCUUUUGUGGGGAAAACUCAUUCUGAUUAGCUGGGCCCAGCUGCCAGGUGGGUGGGCCUAUGCCCUCCCAAGCACACCUAAGGCUGGACCCCUGCCCAGUCAUGUGAAAUCCAUAGAUCAGGGCACAAUGAAUGUAUUUCAAUUGACUGAUUUCCUUUUAUGAACUGUAAGUAAAAUCUUUGAAUUGGUUGAAUGUUGAGUU
Messenger RNA from Salvelinus fontinalis (brook trout), 14516 nucleotides. Its product is annotated as kelch-like protein 3. The record is from RefSeq and is a predicted model, not a curated record. Bases 4788 to 6551 code for a protein of 587 amino acids. NCBI's taxonomy places the organism in Eukaryota, Metazoa, Chordata, Actinopteri, Salmoniformes, Salmonidae. The transcript has 16 exons. Gene Ontology annotation, molecular function: protein binding.